Molecule: messenger RNA, 1812 nt
Organism: Uloborus diversus
Lineage: Eukaryota; Metazoa; Arthropoda; Arachnida; Araneae; Uloboridae
Product: enoyl-CoA hydratase EchA19-like
Exons: 7
Coding region: 5-871 (288 amino acids)
Molecular function (GO): catalytic activity
Source: RefSeq, a predicted model, not a curated record
CAACAUGGCAGCUUCCUUGACUUUUAACAGCCGGCAUUCAUUUCGAACAUUUGUGAAAUUCAAAGUAUAUUCAUCCCUGAGAAAGUUUUCAAAAGAUUUGGUUUGUGUUUCUAAACGAGACAAUUUGCACCUCAUUGCUAUAAACCGACCAGAAAAAAGAAAUUGUGUCAAUGGAAACACUGCUAUUCAGUUGAAGGCUGCAUUUCAAGAUUUUGAGAGUGAUCAAAAUGCUUCUGUUGCUAUUUUACAUGGAACUGGUGGAACAUUUUGCGCAGGUUAUGACCUAAAAGAAGUUGCUGCUGGCAAUAAAAUUGACUUAUCAAUAAAUGAUGGUCCAAUGGGACCAACAAGAAUGAAAAUUACAAAGCCAGUUAUAGCUGCUGUUGAUGGUCAUGCUGUAGCUGGUGGAUUUGAGCUUGCUUUAUGGUGUGAUCUCCGUGUAGUGGAAGAAACAGCCACUAUGGGAGUUUUUUGCAGACGAUUUGGUGUUCCUUUGAUUGAUGGUGGUACAGUGAGACUUCCUCGACUCAUUGGUCUUGCUAGAGCACUGGAUCUUAUCUUGACUGGGCGAGGUAUUAGUGGGAAAGAGGCCUCAGAAAUGGGACUUGUAACAAAGUUAUGCAAGAAAGGAGAAGCUCUUCAGUCAGCUAUAAGUCUAGCCAAUGAUAUUGCAAAGUUUCCUCAAAAAGGCAUGAAUGUUGAUAAAAAUUCAACAAAAGAAGUAGUUUAUGAUGCUCACUCUUUAGAAGAAGCUUUUAAAAUUGAAAUAAAUAGAGCUAUUCCUGUACUGAAGGAUGCUUCUCUAGGUGCUUCUAAGUUUUUUGGCCAGUCAAAGUUGAAAAAUUCUCCAGAAGAUACAAAUAAACACUGAAAAUUAUUGAACAAAGUUAACCUCAUUUCAUCAGCUCUCAAGAAUCUUAUACAAUUGACUCUGAGUUUUCAAAACCUUACGAACACUCAGGACUUUAUGAAUAGUUUACAAGUCACGAAAUGUUUUUUAUUGAAGCAAUACUGUUUGAUUUUACAAACUCUUGAUUUUAUGAAUACUUUUUGUGGUCCCAAAGAGUUUGUACACUCAGGCGUCAACUGCUAUUAUUGUGAAAAUAGUCACUGAUCUUUCAAAUUCAUGUAUUUAAUGCUAUGUAUGAAUUUUCAUAAAUGUAAUUGAAGUUACUUUCUUUCACAGCGUUUUCAAUCCUAAGAACUUUAUUUAAUGAAAAUUUUAAAUAGGAAAGUUGUUUCCAUUGAUUUCCAUGUCAUUCAUUUUUACACAAUUCUCUAAGUAAUAUACUGAAUUAAAAAGAAAAAAAAAAUCCAAGUUCACAAAAAUGAGAUGUUGUUGAACCUAAAUGGUUUUAAUGUACUAAAGUAAAAUUCUUAAAAUUUGGAACAUAGAUAAAUUAAGAUGCCUUACUGUUUCCUAAUUCAAAGGGAUCUGACGAGAGGAUUUUGAAGAGUUCAGCCCCCAUUAUACCAGAGCCUGUGGUUUAAGACUAUAUUACCAAUCCUAGUAUGUUAAUAUGUAUAUACAUGUAAAAACUAUAUGAGUCUCCACUCUCAGGCAGAAAUUUUGGCUGUUAAAGCAAAAGAUUCAGUCUUCCAUGUUUAAAAUAGUUAAUUUUUUGUUAAAAAAUGAAAGGUCUUUAAAAGUUCUGUAAAUAUGUUGAUAAAAUUGACUUAAAAUGUUAUUUGGUUCUUUUCAAGAAUGCUCUUUUUCAGAUAAUUUUUUGCAUUUUGAAAAGCUGCUGAAUGAUUAUAUUUUUGUAAAAUUAAUAUUCUAUUAUAUAGUUUGUACAAAACUUGUUUCUAUUA